Messenger RNA from Lycium barbarum (goji berry), 1050 nucleotides. RefSeq lists its product as uncharacterized. NCBI's taxonomy places the organism in Eukaryota, Viridiplantae, Streptophyta, Magnoliopsida, Solanales, Solanaceae. The record is from RefSeq and is a predicted model, not a curated record. The transcript has 4 exons. The coding region runs from base 1 to 1050 and encodes 349 amino acids.
AUGGUUACUUUGCCUGAUGAACAUCACGAUGUGAGCAUGAAAAGAAUGGAGUCAUUCAAUGCCCUAUCUACCUUAAAAGGUGAUCUCAUGACAAGUAUAAUGGGCAAGGAAAAGGUUAGAAAGGAAAAUCGAUUUCUAAAGGAACAAGUGGCUCAACUAAGUUCAUUCACCUUGCCUUUACAGUCAGAAGUGUUAAAGGUAACAGCUAAAAACAAAGGCAUGAAGGAUAGUAGCAAAUUCCUCAGGACUAAUGCAGAGGUAGGAGUCAGAAGGGAAUUGCAUGAAGAAAAAGAAAGAAGCAGGGAAAUUAGAGAAAGACUAUCCAAAGCAGAAGUUGAUCUAGAUAAAGUAAAUAAAAGGUGUCAAGUGUCGAAGCCUAUUUUCAAUCUCUUUAGUCCAACAUUGAGAGCCACUAUGAGAUUGAAAUAUGGAAACACGCCCAAAAAAUACUCCAAGAAGAAAAGAUGGACUCCUUGCCCAAAUGGUGUAGUGGAAAUCAGACAUAAGGAAGAGAAGGAUAAAGGAAGGAAACUAAUCCAAAGGGAGUCUAUUCAGUCUAAUAAAACGUGGAGACAAAAUGAUGAGGGGAACAGAAGAAAGGAUAACAAAUGUAAUCAUGAAGAAUCCCUCAAGGGAAGUACUAGAAAUCUGGAUGAAGAGGAAGCAAGAGUAACUGAAUUAGAAAGAAACCCUAAACCUUCUUUCAAUACCAUGGAACAAUUCUACAUUGUAGAUACCCAGAUGUCCAUUGAACAUGUCGAUGAACCUGGUCGACCAGAAGAACAGACUCUUCACCAAAACUUGGUCAAGGCAGAGUAUAAAACAGAUAAUGACAAUGAUGUGCUCAUCACAAAAUUUGUAGGGAAAAAGGUUACAGGACCCCAUACACUAGAGGACAGAAGAGAGGCUGAAAAAGAACUAAACAAAGCCAUGGUGGCCAGUAAAAGACGUGAUGGAUCAAAAGCAAAAAUCAUCAAAUCUGCUUUAGUCUCUCACAUCGAAUCAAUAGAGAAAUCAGCAUCAAAAGCAGAUAAAAAAAGGGAAAAGUAA